AUGUCUGGCGUUGAGGUUGUCGGAAUCCUCCUCGGUGCAAUACCUCUAGUGGUCUCUGCCAUCAAGUCCUACAAAACGACCAAACAGCGACGCAAGUGGUUUACGAAAAAGGACCUCUAUAUUGACAGGCUGAUCCAGUCACUGAACGAGCAGAUCUAUUUCAUCAAGGCGGAUGUUCAGAUUGCACUGCGGUCGACAGAUCUCGGACAGGGCAAGAUCACGGCCUUUCUUACUGACCCGGACCUGGACCUUUUACGGAACCAAGAGGUGGCAGACGCGAUUAGGGAUCAUCUGGGAGAAGGGUUUCAGCUCUACCUGGAUGCCCUUACACGCUGCCAGGAUACGAUAUGCAAUAUUGUCAAGAAUCUGAACGGCCUCGUGUCAGGCGCGAAAAGUAUUGAGUCUGCCGACCUGGCUGCUAUUGUUAGGGAGACCCCGAAGAAAAACGGAGACUUUGAAUUCCCCAAGAAGAUCAAGUUCAGCCUGCAAAAGGAGGACAUUGAGGCGGAGAUAGCAGGCCUCGAGGCGUCCGCGAAGAUACUGGGCCGUAUCAACAAACAGAGCACCCAAAGGGACACAAUCGCCGUACAAUCCAGCUCACGGAAGAUUACCAAGCUGGCCUCGACUGUUGCUUUGGUACGCAACUCAGCGCAUCGUUUGUAUACUGCCUUAUCUCGGGGAUACAAUCAUACCUGCCAUGACCAGCACGAGGUCCAACUGUUCAUGCAAGUGAGAUCCGACUUAUUAGAUGGGAGGAAGUCCAAAACCCUCAAAAAGGCACCAGUGGCCUUUGAAGUGGCAUUCUGUUUCACCGAGGGCAUGGCUUGGGACCAGGGCACGGGGAGUUAUAAAACCAAAAUUCAGGUCACUGAAAGUUACGAUGAUAUUGACGAGGCUGACAUCUGUGCCGACUCUUGCAUGCACAAGUCUCCACCGGUCGUGACGUUCAAUCUCCCAGACCCAGCAGAUACGACUACUUCUAGCGUCAACAUCCAUAACCUGUGUUCCCUAGUGCAGUCAACGCACGCGAAUGGAGAAAGCGUCGAGAUAUGUCUUUCAGGGAGUGGAAAUCUCUGCUCUACUAAGAGCCUAGCAAGGAACAGCGCAGUUCCCCAAACCAGGGAAACAAUCUGUCCUGUAACUCUUGCAAGUCUUCUCACCGCGGAUCCAAACCCAUCACCACUCCCUCUGAACCACCGCAUAGCCCUAUCCUGCAAUAUCGCCUCAACCGUGUUACAGCUUCAUUCAACCCCAUGGAUGACCCUUCCCCUCGCAAGCUCAUCCAUUUUCUUCGUUCCCGAUGGCUGCACCAAAGACCAUAAAACAGCAACUCAAAGAAACAAAUAUAUCCCCUUCAUCAAAGCCAAAUUCCAAAGCCAGCCCCGAGCCCGUACGGUAUCCCACUACGACCCACGGGAGUCGAUGCUCGAACUCGGCAUCCUCCUCCUCGAACUCUGGUACUCGUACUCCAUUGAAGCCUUCGCAGCAGAACAUGGAUUUGGGUUAGCGCAAAGCUUCGAGUCUCGAUACGCCGUCGCCCGAAAGUGGGCCUUGCACAGCGAAGAGGAAGGUGAUCUGAUGCCAUUCUAUCUAGAGGCAGCAACUCGGUGCAUUGAAUUCACGUUUACGACUUUGUCUGCGCGUCCUGUUUGGGAGGACUUGACUUUUCAGAAGUCUGUUUGUCAGGAUUUACUCAGGCCGUUGCUGGAUCAUUGUCCGGCUAAGUAUAGAUGA
Molecule: messenger RNA, 1734 nt
Organism: Aspergillus puulaauensis
Lineage: Eukaryota; Fungi; Ascomycota; Eurotiomycetes; Eurotiales; Aspergillaceae
Exons: 3
Coding region: 1-1734 (577 amino acids)
Source: RefSeq, a predicted model, not a curated record